UUAAACCGGAAAAACUUGACGUCAAGCCGGAUUUGAGAUCUAUCGAGAAAGGGAAAGGCGUAAACGAAACUGUGCAACAGUUUGACCAGGUCAGAAAUGUGAAGACAGAGGAAUCAAAUCCUAAGUUGGACAAUACUGGUAUUAAAGAGGAGCAGGUGCCAAUGAAUUCACACCUGCUAGUGAUGGUAAUAUUUCCCCUAUGCCCACCAAUUCGCUGCUCAUGCGAAACAGGUUCUCGCCCCAUUAAGCGUCUGAAGGCAGAAGAGGACUAG
Molecule: messenger RNA, 272 nt
Organism: Acaulospora colombiana
Lineage: Eukaryota; Fungi; Glomeromycota; Glomeromycetes; Diversisporales; Acaulosporaceae
Source: the annotation of a GenBank genome assembly